This is a messenger RNA of Leucoraja erinaceus (little skate), 4397 nucleotides long. RefSeq names its product epithelial cell transforming 2 (gene ect2). The transcript has 25 exons. Gene Ontology annotation, biological process: mitotic cytokinesis; regulation of cytokinesis, actomyosin contractile ring assembly; activation of GTPase activity. Gene Ontology annotation, molecular function: guanyl-nucleotide exchange factor activity; GTPase activator activity. Bases 328 to 3153 code for a protein of 941 amino acids. The record is from RefSeq and is a predicted model, not a curated record. NCBI's taxonomy places the organism in Eukaryota, Metazoa, Chordata, Chondrichthyes, Rajiformes, Rajidae. Gene Ontology annotation, cellular component: cell cortex; nucleus.
GAAUUUGAAUUAUUUUCCGUUGACGAUAUCGCGGGAGCGGAGCGGCUGAACGGACGGACGAACGGCUCGAGGCGUGUGGACGGACGGACAACAGACAGACAGGCGACCACAGUGGGGUCACAGUGUACAGUCGCACCGCCGGACAAUUGGCGGCGGCGAACAGUCGGGCUGGAGUAGCUGACGGCGGCGGACAAUCGGGGCCGGAGACCGGCGGGCAAUUGGCGGCGGGGUCGAGCUGGUCUACAGCCAGCAUUAGGUGCACAUUAGACGGCCAGCGGCGUUGUUAUCGACGGGUCCGAGGGUCGCCGGAGCUCAGCCCCACUGACCAUGGCGGCCGCCGCCAGGAGUCUGCUGGGCGACUCGUCCGCCGGCGAUUCGCGCCUCCACGACGUUUCCAGAGAGUGCCUGUUCGCCGAGGCCGCGUCAGUCGCCGCUGAAGAUGUGUCUCAGAUUCGAACAAAAGUUGUGCUAUUAGGAAAGGUUCAGGAGAGUGAAGAGGUUCUGAAUGCUUUGGAGACCAUUCAAGAAAUGGAAGUUCCUUUGAUGAAGGCAAAGGAAAGCACGCCGAAUAGCAAACUGGGACACCAGUUUGUAAGAUCUUUAGUAAAAUUGGAAAUUGAACUGCCUUUCGUUAAGUCAGAAACAGUGGAAGAUUUUGAAAAUGAAAAUUCUGAAUUUGGCACUGUUUUUGUAUUGGAAGAAUUUGACAGCCAGCCUUAUGACACCUUGCGUAAGAUAAGCACCAGAAUCUUGGGACCACCUGUUAUACUUCGCUGUGCAAGGAAAGGAGAGCCUCUGCCUUUCACAUUACGGCCAUUGUACUGUACGUGUAUGUUGAAUCUCGUUUUGUGUUUCACUGGAUUCAAGAAAGAGAAGUUGCUUACACUUGUUACUAUGGCACAUCAUAUGGGCGCAACCAUUCGAAAAGAAUAUACUGGCAAAAUAACACAUCUUGUAGCACAUUCCACCCAAAGUGACAAGUUCAGGGCUGCUGUAAGCAUGGGAACACCAAUUAUGAAAGCAGAAUGGAUUUUCAAGGCUUGGGAAAAGAGAAAUGAAAUUGAUUUCCAUGUUGCCGAUGAAGCUUUUCGAAAUGAAUUUAAAGUCCCUCCAUUUCAAGACUGUGUUCUAACAUUUCUGGGAUUUUCAAAGGAAGAACUUGGAAGUAUGGAAGAAAUGACAGAAAUGCAAGGUGGGAGGCACUUGCCUGACGUUGAUGAAACUUGCACACAUCUCGUGAUCGAGGAUUCAAUAAGACAGUUGCCAUUUGAACCAUCAAAAAAAAUCUUUGUUGUGAAACAGGAGUGGUUCUGGGGAAGCAUACAGAUGGAUGCCAGGGCUGGAGAGUCCAUGUACUUGUAUGAAGAGUCAGGAAGUCCAACGUUGAAGACGCCUGUGUCUAUGCUUUCAUUAAACACCCCAAAUAGCACACGUAAGAGACGUCGCUUGCGGGAUACACUUGCACAGUUUACAAGAGAGACCGACAACUUUUCGCCUUUUCCCCCAUGCAAGAGGCCAUCGGCAGAAACUUCUGUUUCACUGGGAUCUUUAUUGGACGUAUCUAAUACACCAGACUCUUGUGGAGAAACACCCAAGUCCAGCCUAAAAGCAUCAAAACGUUAUGCAGCUGUUCCUGCAAAGCCGUCUGCUCGGUGGCAGGUUGCAAUGGAGUUGUACCAGACGGAAAGCAACUAUGUAGAUAUUUUAACUACAAUAAUUCAGAUAUUUAAGGUUCCGUUGGAGAAAGAGGGUCAACUUGGAGGGCCUAUUCUUGCACAAGAAGAAAUAAAAACAAUUUUUGGCAGUAUUCCGGAUAUUUUGGAGGUGCAUACAAAAAUUAAGUCUGACCUUGAAGAAAUUAUUCUGAACUGGUCAGAAAACCACAGUAUAGGUGGCAUAAUCCAAAAUUAUUCUAAGGACUUGAUGAAGACCUACCCACCAUUUGUAAACUUUUUUGAAAUGAGCAAAGACACGAUUGGGAAAUGUGUAAAACAAAAACCAAGAUUUCAUGCUUUCUUGAAGAUUAAUCAAGCUAAACCGGAAUGUGGUCGCCAGAGCCUAGCAGAGCUGCUUAUACGUCCUGUGCAGAGGUUGCCAAGUGUUGUUUUGCUACUAAAUGACCUUUGGAAGCAUACUGCAAAUGACAAUCCUGACAAAGUCAGUUUGGAAAAUGCCGUUGAGAUACUCAAAGAAGUCAUGACGCAUAUCAACGAAGAUAAAAGAAAAACUGAAGGUCAACGACAAAUAUUCGAUGUUGUCUAUGAAGUCGAUGGUUGUCCCGCCAAUUUACUAUCCUCUCACCGCAACCUUGUCCAGCGAGUGGAAACAGUUGUUCUGGAUGAUGAGUUAUGUGAUCGAGGGGAACAAGUCACUUUAUUCCUAUUUAAUGACUGCCUGGAGAUAGCAAGAAAGCGCCAUAAAAUUAGUUCCUUCAAGAGUCCUCAUGGACAAACACGCCCUCCUGCCUCCCUCAAACACAUUGUGCUGAUGCCUCUUUCGCAGAUAAAAAAAGUAUUGGAUAUCAAGGAGACUGAAGAUUGCCGCAGUGCCUUUGCCUUGCUGGUACGGCCUCCAACGGAACAAUCAAAUCUACUAUUCAGUUUCCAAUUAAUUGUGGAAGAGCACAAGAAGGAUGACUGGUUGAAGUUGCUUAGUCGACAUGUGGCUAACACCAUUUGCAAAGCAGAUGCAGAAAAUAUUAUUUUUAAUACUGAGCCGGAAAUUUUGGAAGUCAACACAAAAGAUAUGGACAGCACAUUAAGCAAAGCAUCAAGAGCAUUUAAGAAGACAUCAAAGAAGGUUACACGAGCGUUCUCAUUUACUAAAACGCCAAAGAGAGUUCUGCAGCAAGCUCUAAUGGCUCACAGUACUCCAGAUACAAAGAGCCCAAAAAGGAAAGGAGCACAUUUGGGUAGCCGAUGUACCAGCACCACCUCAUUAGCGAUUUCUUGUUCUUCAUCCACACUUGGUCUCAGUGACUCAGUGAUGUCGGCAAACAAUAUAACUGUACAACGCUCCAACUCACUAGAUGGUGCACCUAUUGGUCGUAGACCUCGAAAUAUACUGCAUCCAUCCUCGUCAAGACAGCCCCGUUUCUAUCAUGUGGACAGCUAUGCAGUCACCUUCAUUAGUGAGUCUACCAGCAAUGUUUGAAAAAAGGUACCAUACAUUCAGUCGAUCAACAACUCAUCUGAUCUAGAAUCUGUAUUUUGAUGGGUAAAUACAGCCAAGAAUUUUGAUCAAUUGUAAUCAUUGAUAUUUGAACUGAUAAAGUAAAUGGAAUGUCAAAUAAAAGGAAGGCUGCAUUGUUUUAAAGAAAAGGUAGCACUAAUAACUCCACAAACUUUGUUUGACUGGCUGUAUGUACACUAUAAUUGAGCAAUUUAUUUUGUUUGCUAUUUUUCCUAUUUGUCUACAUUUUUGUACAAGUUUAUUUAUUUCUUGACUUCCGUUGCCUUUUUAACAGAACACUCGUCCUUUUAUGCACUGAAUUAAACUGACAUGCUCCUGUUAGGUGAAGAGAGGCCAUUUUAACCUAAUAUAGGGUAAAUAAAUAAUGGCAGGAUUAGGUGGGAAAUGGACGGAUCCGGUGGAAAACUGACCAAUAUAAUUCCCAUUGGACAAAAUGUAAAGUAAGAAAAGUGAUCAAAUCGGUUUGUUAACUUGCAUUCUCUAUCAUUGCUGGACAUUUAAUUGAAAUCCAUCAUCUCUAGGACAGCAUUUUUUUUUUACACAAAACCUAAAUGCUAGCUACUCGCAAGGACGGUUUACUUUAAACAAUACCUUCAAAUUGCAUUUCUCCAUUAAACUGGAAUUAUUCAUGGGGGAAAAAAUGUAACACUUGGUAUUUGGCCAAUAUUAAGAUUGUCUUUUGAAUUGCUGAAGUUGAUGACAAUCAUCUGGAUUUUCCCAAAGUUUAAAAAUUGAGUUCACUGAGAUUAUGAUUUUAAUUGUAAUUGUAUAAAACAUUAUUUACUCAAUUUUAAGGGAUGAUUCCAAGGUUAUAAUCUUGACUUUUCUGGUGUGCUGCUCCAUUUAUUAAAAACUAAGCUACAUUUCCUAUAAAUAUUUAUCUUGCAUCUGUUAAACAAUGACCUUCAGUGCAGAGUUAACAGUGCUAUGGUGUUUAUAUGAAUAUUUCUAUGCCUUGACUAUUAUUAGAUGUUCAUAUUAGGGAUUGCUCAUUAUGAGCACUUUCCUUUGUACUAUAUUUUUGCGGGGGUAGGGGAGGAAAAAUCUGUCGUGUUUGUUCUACAUGUCUAUCAACCGUUUAAGUAUUCUCGGCAAAAUAAUCUAAGCUGCUAAAUGAAGGAUAUAUUAAUUUUUUGUAGAUAAUUAUUAGACUGUAUAGUUUCAUUUACACAUCUAGGUACAAAUAAACAUGUUUUCAGAAAUAA